Messenger RNA from Agelaius phoeniceus (red-winged blackbird), 873 nucleotides. RefSeq names its product mitotic arrest deficient 2 like 1 (gene MAD2L1). The record is from RefSeq and is a predicted model, not a curated record. Gene Ontology annotation, cellular component: nucleoplasm; cytoplasm; kinetochore. Lineage: Eukaryota; Metazoa; Chordata; Aves; Passeriformes; Icteridae. Gene Ontology annotation, biological process: mitotic spindle assembly checkpoint signaling.
AUGGCGGCGCAGCAGCAGCUCGGCCGGGAGCAGCAGGGCAUCACCCUGCGCGGCAGCGCCGAGCUCGUCGCCGAGUUCUUCUCCUAUGGAAUCAACAGCAUCCUGUACCAGCGGGGCAUCUACCCGCCCGAGACCUUCACCCGCGUGCAGAAGUACGGGCUCACCCUGCUGGUGACCACGGACCCCGAGCUGGCCAACUACCUCAACAACGUGACCGAGCAGAUGAAAGAGUGGCUGUACAAGUGCAUCGUGCAGCGCCUGGUGGUGGUCAUCUCCAGCAUCGAGAGCAGCGAGGUCCUGGAGCGGUGGCAGUUUGACAUCGAGUGUGACAAAACUGCAAAGGAUGACAAUGGACCACGGGAGAAAUCUCAGAAGGCAAUUCAGGAUGAAAUUCGCUCUGUCAUCAGACAAAUAACUGCCACAGUAACCUUCCUGCCACUCUUGGAAUCUGCCUGUGCCUUUGACUUGCUGAUCUACACGGAUAAAGAUUUGGCAGUGCCAGCAAAGUGGGAAGAGUCAGGCCCACAGUUCAUAGCCAAUUCAGAGGAGGUUCGGCUGCGUUCCUUCACCACCACAAUCCACAAAGUCAACACCACGGUGGCUUACAAGAAGGAUUCUGUUCCCUAAGAUGCAGGGGCAAGUUUUGUCCUGUCACCUUGUAUAGUUUCUGUUCAUCAUGCAGCUAAGCUAUGAGCACAUCAUUACUGUCCUCUUGAUAGAGCAUGACACAAAAGCAAUAUGCCUGUCUGCAAAAAUGUGACACUAGACUAAGCUGGCAUCAUUUCCAAAGAAAUUUUAAAAAGGUCAUAGUUCAAUUCUUACUUUACUGUAUGAGCUAAUCUAAUGGUGUGUUAAACCACUGCCUCUGCUAGA